ACUGCUAUUGUUUCUCACACUAAAAUACCCAACUUCUCAAAAUAUUGGCUCAUCUUAAGUAGCUCCCUUCACACUGACAUUUUUUGCUAUGAAAAAUUCAUCUAAGCCAAAUAUGCGCUGAUUGCCUAACUCACGGUUCAAGCAGCUAAGCGAAAGAUAUUAUAAGACAAUGAAUUUGGGGCCGCCAGACAGCGCAGCUGCGACACCACAGGCAGCCCAGGGAUACUGUGGCACAGCCUAAGCCACGUCCAGACAAAGACGCGUCAAACGCUGCGUAUGAGUAAUGUGUGGAAAAUGUUGCGCCAGGCAUUCCACGUUCUAAAUCGCAGACGGGUUCAAAGCCAACAAGAAUUUGUGCCUUCAGACAGAGGCACAACACGUGCUGAGCCAACAGCUGUUUUUGCUGUCUGUGUGUGCGAGUGUGUGUGAGAGUUUGUGGCCAAAAACCAAAACAAAAUUUUACGCUCACCGAUGCGAGAGGCAGGCGCAUGCGCAGCAGCCAGCAGAGGCGCUCUUAAAUGCUCUUAAAACGACGAGUCGUAGGGGUUGUGCGAGGGGGGCAGGCUGAAGCGAGAAUGGGGGAUUGUAGUCUGAGGCUAUGCUUGGGCAUGGAAUUAUGGCACCCAGGGGCAUAGCAUAAUCAAAAUUCCUUGCAACUGGGGACGUGGCAUGCAGCUAGCGGCUGUGUGGAACGUGCCGCAGUUGAAAGCUGCUGCAGCAGCAGCAGCUGCAACAACAGCAACAACUAACUAACUGCUGCUGCUUCUUUCUCUGCUUCUAGAAGAUGCCGAGGACGAGCUGGAGGAUGACUUGCUUAGCCUUAGCGGCGAUGAGGACUACGAUGAUGAUGAGGAAUUGCAGAGCCUGGACAGUUUCUAUUCGGAUAUGUACAGCACGCACACUUCAUCGAGCUACUCGCCCAGCAUCUCGGAUGGCACUUUGACGCCCAACUCCCAGCAGCAGCAGCAGCAGCAGCAGCAGUCGUCGCAGCAGCCACAGCCACAGGCAGGCGAGGAGCCCGGCGAGGAGGCCAAGGCGAACGGCGAUGCUGCACAGCAAACGGAACUGGAGCAGGAGUUGAGCAAGCCGAAGCGACCGGCACACUUGCAUCAUCAUCAUCAUCAUCAUUAUCAUCAUCAGCAGGCGCUGAAACUGGCGAACAAGCUGCGCAAAAUCAAUAAGGAUGCAAAACUGGCUGCAGGACAAGGACAAGGACAUGGCACAGCCGCCAAGUUUGAUAAGUUGACAGGGGAGGGGAUUAAAAGUCGCGGCGACGGCUCCUAUCAGUGUCAGUUCUGUGAUAAAUCAUUUCCGCGACUCGGCUACUUGAAGCAUCACGUGCAGAGCCAUGCCGAACACUUGCCUUUCAAGUGCGAAUACUGCGCGAAGCUCUUCAAGCACAAGCGCUCGCGAGAUCGCCACAAGAAGCUGCAUACAAAUGAGAGGAACUACAAGUGUCCGCAUUGCGAGGCUGCUUUCUCCAGAAGCGAUCAUUUGAAGAUUCACAUGAAGACACACGACAUCCAGAAGCCCUUCCAGUGCAGCAUGUGCAAUCGUGGCUACAACACGGCCGCCGCCCUGACCUCCCACAUGCAGAAGCACAAGAAGAACGCCGCGAUACUGGCAGCUGGCGGCAAUCCCAAUGCGCUCAACUAUAGUCCGCGGUCCACGGGCUCUGCCUCGAUAUCGAGCAAUGGCAGCUUGCACAAGCGUCGCUAUGCCUUGGCGCUGGCCUCCGACAGCAGUCCCAGCCGGCUGGAGUUUCCGAAGCGGGCGCGUGGACAGCUAACGAGCACGCCCACGGCCACAACGAUAGCCACGCCCACGCCGCUGCUGCGCUGCAGCUACUGUCCCAAGGCAACGGAGUUCAGCAGUCUCGAGCAGCUAAAUGCGCAUCUGCAGAGCACACACGAGCAGCAGCAGCAGCAGCAGCAGCAGCAGCAGCAGCAAAAGGAUGCGGAUGGCCAGACGAAUGGCUUUCAAUUGAGCUGCGAAUAUUGCACGAUGAAGUUUGUGAACAUCGCGGCGCUGUUCCAGCACAUGAGAGUGACGCACUUGGAUCGGCUCAGCAGUCCCAAUGCCUAUUACGAGCAGUUCAAUCGCCUCGGCUCGCCGCAGUCGAAGGUCAAGUCGGAUUUGGCGGCGUCGGAGAAGCCCGAACAGGAGCUGCCCACCGACUUGAGCAGCAAUAAGCGACGUCCUCUGACAUCGCCCACACAGCAGCCGCCGCCGCCGCCGGGCAUCUUCUUUUGCAAUCAGUGCAACGCUGGGCUGCCGGACUUCGAGAGCUUCCGGAACCAUCUGAAGAGUCACAUAGCCGAGGGCAUGCAGCUGAUCUGUCCGCAUUGCGGGCUGAGUCUGCCCGAGCAGUGCGAAUACGAGCGCCACGUGGUUGCCCACUUUUUGAUCAGCAGCUCGGAGUUCAAUUGCUGCAGCGCCAGCUGCGGCAAGUCCUACGCCAAGGCCGAGGAGCUGCAUCAGCAUCUGCUGGCCGAGCACGUGCAGACCAUGCUCAAGUGUGUGCUCUGCUCAGAGCUGUGCGAGAACCGCAUGUCGAUGCAGCUGCAUCUGGCCUGUGCGCACAGUCAGGAGUCGAAGCUGCUGCGGUGCAGCGCCUGCCUGGAGCUCUUCCGCAACGAUGCCGACUUCCAUGUGCAUGUCAAGACGCGCCACCAGCUGGGCAAUCAGGGCCUGGGCAAUCCGCCAGCGCCGGCCAAUCCCUUGCAGUGCAUGUUCUGUCGCGCCGUCUGCUCAUCGGAGCUGGAGAUGCACUUCCACUUGGCGGCGCAUGCGCGACAAUUCCGCUGCCCCAGCUGCCCGGAAACGUUUCACGUGGAAUUCCUGCUGGACCGGCACAUGCAGAGCCAGCACGGUGGCAUCAAGGACAAGGAGUCGCCUGUGGCUGGCAACAUGGGCAGCUUGUAUGUGAAUGCAUUGCUGCCGCCUCUGGCUGCGGCCGCUGCAGCUGCUGCCGCAGCAAACAAUGCCAACAACAACAACAACAACAACAACAAUAGCAACCUGCACAUAGACUACAACGUCGCCUUCAAGGGCUUGUUCGGCGGCAACAACCCGCCGAGCAAGUUCUACAACAGCCCGCUGCAAGUGGACACCAAGCAAGCGCCGCACCCAGCCCUGAUGUACGGCCUGAGCCAGCGCUAUUUGAUGGAAAUGUACGCGGCGAAGGCCAAUUCGCCGGCCAAUGCCAGUGCCGCCGAGCUGCCCACGCCUCAGGCUGUGCAAGCGGCGACGGCGGCGAGUGCCAGCAGCAGCAGCAACAACAGCUACAGCUGCGGCAUGUGCGAACGCCAGGACUUGCGCAGCGAGGCCGAGCUGCAUUCGCAUCGCAAACUCGCCCACAACCUGAAGACGGGCGUCAGUCUGCGCUGCGCCUACUGCUCGGGCAACUAUAAGAGUCGCGCCGAGCUGGAGCAGCACAUGAAGAGCUGCCACAACUCGAGCGGCAAGCACAAGUGUCUCAUCUGCGACGAGAUCUUUCCCUCGCCGGCCAUACUCGCCGAGCACAAGCUGCAGCACUCCAAGGUGGGGCAGUCCGGCAAGUGCGCCCACUGCGGCCAGCAGCUGGAGCAUGUGGCCGCCUUCCGCGCUCACCUGGGCGAGCAUGGCAACGAUGGCAAUCUGCCCAUGGCCUGCAUCUGCUGUCGCCAGACACUGCACUCCGAAUUCGAGCUGAGCUUGCAUGCCAAAUUCCAUACCAAAUCGCCCAGCUGCAACAGCCUGCAGGAGCCCGUCUGCGCCCUGUGCCUGGAGCCGCUGCCCGGCGCUGGAGAAACGGCCAAGUUGUGCGAGAAAUGUUGUCGCAAGCACAAUCUGAAUGGCAAGCGCAAGGAGCAAGUGCAGCCAACAGCAUUAGCUGCCCCAGCUGCCGCUGCAGCUGCCGCCAGUGGCUAUCUGGAGCAUCGCUGUAAUCUCUGCAAAAUGAUCUUGCCACACGCCCAGAAGCUGCAGGAACAUCUCGUCGAGCACACGUUUGCCGGCACCGAGCAGCGUGGCUACAAUUGCUACAUCUGCUCGGCCGUCUUCACGGCACCCGCUGGCCUGCUCGCCCACAUAGCGGAGCACGGCACGCGUCCGUACGACUGCAAUUUGUGCCCGGAGAAAUUCUACUUUCGCGCCGAGCUGGAGCAUCAUCAGCGAGCGCACGAGCUGCGCACGCAGUCGGCAGCAAUUGCAGCCGCUGCGCGCCCCAAGCAGGAGACGCAUAGCUCGACGGCCAGCUCACCUCUGACGCUCAGUCCCAGCCACGUCAAGCAGGAGCUCUACGAGUCGGAGCCACCGAAUUCGCCAAACGCCGCUGCGCUGCCCGUGCAGCAGGAGGAGGAGGAAUACAUCGAGGUGGAGCAAGUGCCGCAGGAGACGCUGCGAGCUGGCGAACUGCUCAGCACCGAGCGCUCCAGCAGCAGCGCCUAAGUAUUAUUAACUAUACUAAAUAU
Molecule: messenger RNA, 4454 nt
Organism: Drosophila hydei
Lineage: Eukaryota; Metazoa; Arthropoda; Insecta; Diptera; Drosophilidae
Gene: L
Product: zinc finger protein 423 homolog
Exons: 4
Coding region: 886-4431 (1181 amino acids)
Biological process (GO): regulation of transcription by RNA polymerase II
Cellular component (GO): nucleus
Molecular function (GO): DNA-binding transcription factor activity, RNA polymerase II-specific; RNA polymerase II transcription regulatory region sequence-specific DNA binding
Source: RefSeq, a predicted model, not a curated record